AUGCGCGAAGAAACUGAAGAAACUUUAAAGCAACGCAACGAAAUAAUCGCCCAUCUGCAAGACCAGUUUCAGGUAAGCCUGCAUUUUGAUAUUCCUAAACAAGUUUCAGCUAAAAUUAAUUUUGCCCCAAUUCAUUAAUUUUAAACGAUUUAGCUAUUUUUUGCUCUUAAUUCUCCGCAUCCCACAUUGUAGACACGAAGAAUCAUUGUCUUUCUGUUUUGCUCUGCUUAAUUUGUAACCGACGAUGAUUUUUAAGGUAACGUCUUUUUCGAGAUAAUUUAUGCGGAAUGAUGUUUUUAGGCAUGUUUUUGGUGUUUAUUGUUUUUACAGACUCGUUUUUCUUGACAGACAUCCACUUUUUUCUUUUAAUCUUAGCCACGAGUGGCAUUUUUGUUUGCAUCAGGUUGACUCACACGUUUUAUUUGAAUCUCUACAGGUCCUUAGUCAAGUUGGUAUUGGUGCCAUUUCAAAGUCCAGAACUUAAGAUUGGUUUAGAUUUUUUAUCAUUUACAAAUUAUUCAAAUCCCGCCUUAUUCAAACAGUCUUCUUUGCGUACCCCAAUCCAUGAAGCACAAAAAUCAAUUGUUCCUCGUAUAUGGAUAUGAUUUACGUAAGCUGUCCCACGGAACUUAACUUAUGCGGACUUUGAUAUGUUUCUCCUUCUGUCAACUAAUGCGUUCAUGAAGAAAUGAACCUCGUUCGUAAUACUUUGGCAAGAAAGGUAAAGACGGAAAAUAUAGAGCGCGCCUAAUUUCAGUGACAAUUGUAGAGAUAUCGCAAUUUUCAGUAAAACUACACGACAUGGUACAUUUUAGCUAAUGCAGACGCCAGGCAAAAACGAACCCGAGCCUUCUUCAGCUUCUCACAUCAAGUGACAUUAUUUGGUGUCUGAUAUCGAAUUCUGUCUGAUCUUAGCCGUUCAAAAAGAUCGCGUUCUAAGCUUGACAGUUGCAUCCUUUUAGGUUGAAUAAGUAACUUAUCCUCAUUUUAUGACGGACUUUAUUACAGUCAUAAAUGUGCUACUUGUGUGGUAAUCCCAAAGUCGGUCACACAGGUUUUGUGAGACCUACGGAAAGGCUAAUGAAUUUACGCUGGGAAAGUCCAUCGUCCCCACGCAAUUCUUACCAAAUUCCGCAAACAACAUGAGUCUCGACCCAUGGAUUCGUUUUUCGUAUGUUGUAUAACAACGAGAACAAGUCCACUGGGUCCUCACGGCACAAUAAACAAAGGGUUUUAUGUUUUCCGUGUGUUCUGAAAUUACUUUGCAGAUCUUGGUGGAAAUUGGUUAGCAGACUGAGGAAUUUUUUACUUGUAAGAGGUCUGACUGUUCUCAUGGUCUUCCAUUAACUAAAAAAGUCAAUUCGUUGUUUCCUCUACGACUGAGGAUGAGUCACUGCGGUUGUUCAGAGAGCGAUAAUGAUCUACUAGACGUAAACGUUUGGGAUAGUUCCGUCGCAGUAGGCUAGAAACCUAUUUUUCACUCUAAAGGAUGCCGUUAUUUUUGUAGGGACCAACAUAUAUACUAUCUUCCUUGAUUUACUGACUGAGCCAGGUAUUCUACAUCUUAUUUGGUUCCUGUUGCCAGAUUGGCACCCUGUUAGGAAUGCUUGCUUUGCGAAAAUUUAUUCCUCAGAUCCAAAGGCCCACUCAUUUCGUACCUAACGCCCGUUGAAGGCCGUUCUGUUAUCAAUCAGCCAUAGACCCGCCGGGAAACCGGUAGUCAAACUGAUAUACAGGUCUUGUUCGUGCCUGUAAGUGAUGUCUGAUCCAUCUUCUUUACGACCCUCAUCGAAAUGAACGGCAGCGGCUUUCCUAUUCCCAGGCGCAGGCCCUGUAGUUUGUCUGCGUAGUCCUUCUCGAAAAUAGUCCCCCGCAUACAACGGCUGCGCUGCAGAUGCGUUGGAGCAAAAUUGGUUUACGGAUUGGAAGGUUGCCAACUGGAGCUUUCUUGGGAUUGAGGGUCAGACCGUGGUGCUUUCUCCUUACUGUGUCCUCUAUGUCAGUCUCACGCACGCGAAAUCCCUUAUGAAUAUCUGAUAAGUGGUUUUUCAACUAGUGUGCGCGUGGCAGGUGCAGUCGGAUUGUUCAGUCUUGUCAAGCACUGCACCUCCGGAACAAGAUGGGUGGGAGGAAGGAGGAGAGCAGCCGAUGUCUCGCAAUUCUUCCCCAUCAUAAACUAAUGCACGCGCUAGUUACCGACGCGGAGGCCACUCUGUCAUCGUUUGCAACAGUCUGGCUGUCUUUCUGAAAAUCUACGCCCAGACCAUGCGGGAAACGCACAUGUGAACACCUGUCCCAACACCAGGGUCGGUGCAUCAGAUGGUCGAGCAAUCAUCACACCAAAAUCCAACGCACGUGAUGAAAUUGCAGCAAUUAACUACGCGAAUUUCGGCCAUCAAACAAUUAGCACACCAAGUGCGACGAUCCCGGAUGAAGGGGGGAGCCGUGAAUGUUCAUAGGUAUGCUGUAGCAUGGCGACUGCAUCCUAUAAAUACUGCAGCCCCUUGCGCAUGAACCACCCGUAUCUUCCUUCGUCUCUGAUGACGGGUUCGAGCAGGAAUCCGAAACGUCAGUCAACUAAAGCUCUUGUCCCAACGAUUGUGCCUCCUUCUUCAAGACUUUGGAUUCCUUCCGUCUUCUGAAUCCUGGAUCCUGUCGGCAUAACAGUGAUGUCAGGACUCGGCCCGCACAGCGUGGUUGUCUCCGUCAAGGGAUGCUGCAUUUAUCACCAAAUUCCGCAGUGACUAGCAUAUGCCUUAUCAGCUUUACCCCUAUCAGCAAACAUCUCCCAAUGCACGCAAAAUAAAACUGUCAGAUCGUAACGGUCGGAUUUGUGCCAUUUUGCCUACCCACCCUCAAUCUCAAAUUUACUUCUCUGAUUUAUUCAUCUGUCUGCAGGAAUUAAAAGUCAGAGCCGCCAUGGAGACGAAGUACAUUCAGAAGUGUGCCGAGGUUGCGAUGAAACAGACAGAAGGACGAUGUCGCAACGCCGAGAAGGAGAUUCUGGAGGAGACGAGAUUUCUACGCAACAAGCUAGCACAGGACACUCGCUGUCACGUGGAACUUUUCUCCUGGCUCACGAGCAGGAAUUCAGAACUCACUUUGGUCCGUUCCUUUUUAUGUUUUGUGUUGCUCAAAGCUCUCACUACGUGCCGGUUUUUAGGUCUUCAGACCACUGUUCCACAUUUGUGAAUGUGAUGGAAUGAGCUGGUUAAGCAACGCUGGUUAAGCUGGUUGGCCCGCUCAGGCACCAUACUUACAAUCGGCAUUUUGAGUGUGUGAUCAGUCGUAAAUCUACAACUGGACCCACUUUUGCGGCCUCCAGUUUCCGUCCGUACAUGGUGGUAUGAGUAGAAAAAACGGCCUUAACCCGGCCACCCCACACUCCCCCGCCAUUCAUCGUAAGCAGAAGAAUCUUUGAGGGCGUAAAACAGGUUUCCUAGUCGGAAUUAAUCAUUUCAUCCUUCGUCUACAACCGACCGGAGCUUCGGAUGACCUUACUGCCGCCGUCGUACCGGCGGAUAGCGUAUGAGGGCUCACCCGUACUACCUACUCAUUUCACUUAAGUAGACAUGUUAUGUUAAUGUCACUGUUGCGACCAGACUUACGAAUAGGGUUGCGGUUAUAGUUAAGGCUGGGGUUGGGUUUGAAGUUUGGGUCAGAUUAAUGAUUAUGGCCAGGGACAGAGCUUGAGUAGCGUUUGUCUGUCGCAUACCGUCUUAGUAAAUCCAGUCACCAUUAACUGAAAACUACGGAUUACGUUGUUUCCGCUCCUCUACAGACUUUCCAGUCAAAUCGCACGGCCUAUUCCCGCGCCUCGUUGGAAUAAUAAAACAAACGUAUACCAGAAGUACGAGUUUACCCCAAUGCCUUUCACAGAUUCCGUCAAUUAUCGCCUCCGUCUGCCCCACCCAUAAAACCCCUACUACCAUCUCUUAUCGCAGGGAUACGUGUGCUCUAUUUUUCAGGUAGGGGCACAUACCGUGUAGUUGUCUGAAAAGAUACAGAUCUUAAGAGUCAGGCUUUUUUCUUUCUGCAGAGUUGAAUGUGUGAGCGGGGAGAUAAUUCUUCGGUCCAGACCCUCUCGAGUUCGGUUCAAAAGUUGAUGUGAAUAUGCGGGCUAAAAUCCGUCGGCUUCAGCGGGCUAACCGCGUAAUAUUUACAUUCUGCUCUAGAAGUCCGUUUCCGGGCAACGGGCGGAUUUCCCCUCGUUACUGAGUCGGGAGCAUUGUGAGAAAUGUGGUCUAACGUGAGGUUUGCUUAACUGCCCUGAAUAAAAUCGGUUUUGAACAGGGCGACCAACCACUUUUGGAAGUCAACGUUGACUUCAACAAAAUUUCCACCUGGUAUAAUAACAAGCAUAGAAUACGACGCCUUUGCAUAGCUCAUAAGCAGCCAUUACGGCUCGGGUGUAAGCCGGAGACUUGAAUUUCUUGUUUCUAAUUGGCUAACUUUCUUCCGAUUUUUGACUUGUAAUGCUAGCAUCUUUUUUGUAGUCUUUAAGCCAGAUCCCCCCAUCAAAUACACGCCCUGUAACAGAGAAACCCUUAUGUGGACACUAAGGAACGAUUGGGUUGAAACGUCAACCAACAUCUUAUUAAACUGCGUACGGUCAUCGCGUGUGAAUGAGUUAAGAUAACCCGCUCAGUCAGAGGGCGACCUAGAGGGAUGAAAGAUGAUAGGCAAAUAAAACAUGGACUGACGUUCUGAUAUGCGGUUGCGCAUGGGGAGGGGAAAGGGGGGAGUUAUCUAAGCAAGCGAGUUCGGACUACAAGGAAAACCUGUCGGAUGUAAUUAAGCCUGCGAUUAGUGGGGCAGUCAUGCGGGGGUGAGAUGUGAGGGGAGGUAUAAGGAGGUGGGUUUACGUCCAUUAUCGGUCCUUACAUGGCAGUGCGAGAUUGGGCGCGUAGUACAGCAGCUUACAGAGUUCGGGUUUUCUCCCUAGUAUUGCAGCGGCCUCUGCAAGACGCAGGAGACGCCCAGUUGUCGCCCGAAGUAGGACCUUAGAUGCAGUCAUUGGGUCCACCGCGUGGCCCGUGUAAACUCUUGAGCACCUUAUUUUCCGUCCUUAUCAGCCAUUUCGGCUGAUUGAGUUGCCAACUGCCUUCGCACGCGCCCGAUGUAUUCGCAUUCGCAAUUACAUUUAAACUCAUAGAUACAGCUUGAUGUGGCGUGCAUAAGCAGAACGUUUUAGCUAGUCUAGCUGGAAUAGCCGUUGUAGUGCCUAUAAACAGCAAGUUAGGAGGGCGUGCGUCCGUUCAAUCAUGUACAGAAAUCGUCGUUUCAGUACACUCGACACAUUAUCACCCUUGAAAGGGCGGUAGGUGAUCACCAGCUUUUUGGCACGGCUAUUUCUGCAGGACUUUCUUAUCUGGGAUGGCGAUAGUUAUCGAUAAAUUUUUCCGGAUACCCCUUUCCAAGAGAAAAACGUUCUUCAGGAAGCUGAUUUUAUCACCAGUCGUGUCCGUGGAAAGAAGUUUUUAAUUUUACGACUUUUAAGGCCGUGCAAUGUACAUUCAUACAGCAUCGUACUUGUCUGCAUAUCAUCGCUCCUCAUGAAAUGUACAAUAUAGUCCGCACUCAUCGCAAAAUUUCAUGAAAUAUAAAUGGUAUCUGCUUAAAUGCAUAGAGGAAUAACUUAUUUUCCUUACACGGAAAGCAAGUGCCUCGUAGAAUGAAAUCUCUAAAGCUAAUGCAACGGCUGAUCUGGCUUAAAAUUAUUCGGAAAUAUUUGAAUUCCUAAGACCAUCGAAAAUCAAUGCGAAAAAUGUAUGCUACUUAUGUAGUCAUUUUUACCGAGUUUGGGUUUUGCAGGAAAUCGAAAAGAAGUGACCUCUGAAUGAAACCUGCCCGCCUAUGUAAAGCAACUUCUUAGAGUUUCACUCAGACCCAUCGUCAUAGCCUUCUACAAACAGAGAUGGCGGAAGGCAACAGUUUGCACGAUGUUCCUACCAUGCAACCACAUACCCAUCAUAGCUAACUGCUUCCGCAUUCACCGUCGACGGUCGCACUUUGCGUGGCGACCGCUUGUUCGUCUGCAUGGGUUCGAGUGAGAAUCCAAGAUGUCAGGCGAUUAAACUUCUUGGAACUCGCCUUUAUUGGCAAUACUGCGGAAUUUUACGCAUUCUCGUUGAAGCACUGCAAUUAAUCCCGGUAGGGGAUCACGAGUAAAACACGUUGUCCAAAUUGCUGUUUUUACUGACCGUCAACUAUUCCUGCACUGCGCGGUUCAUGAAUCUUUGAACUACUGCUCGAUUCACCAUGCCCCCAGAACGGAUAUUAGCUAAGAGUUCAGACGUGUGUUUCGCCGACUUCCGGAUGGUGCUCAUCAGUGGGUCCUCUAUCGCUCCCCGUGCGCUUUUUGGUUCCUAAUCCAGUUAUAGUUUUUCAGUUUCAGUUCCAGUUUAUUUGAGGGAAACAUAGGUGUUGAACCUUUGAACUCCCUGUGUGCUACAAGGAAGCGAAUUAUAUCAAAAAUUUGAAAAUUGAAACAUUAAACAGCUACAGAAGGGUUUUGCAACUACGAUGCUGAAUAACGAAGGAGAAUACACGCGUUGAAUUUUUUCAGAUUCGCAAAGUUUUCGAAACCAGACAAAUAAGCGAAUCGCUCCAAGUGUUACAAACAUUAACGUUACUGAAUGUGCUGUACAGUAGUCUGUCUAUGGAUAAUUGGUGCUAUCUCAGUUUCUGAGGGAAAAGAAUUGAAUGCCAACACGUACAUUCGACGGACCUGGACAAUAAUAAAAAAACAAAUGUUACUGAAAUACAGGCAGUAAUAUAAUGCCACAUAUUAAAUUUCGAUGAAUUUAAAAAGCCUGACAACAAGUCCUGGAUCAGUUAAAAGUCAUUAUCUUCCGGUCAAGAAAGAUUAUUUAAAACCUUUACACCUCGAUAUACAAAGUGGAUUCUUCUCAUUUGCGUUAACUGCACGGGUCACUAGUCGCAGACCACGCACCCAAAAUUUCAUGUUUGAUUUGCAGACCUCAUUUCUUGAUCUUACCUAUCUUUUUGACGAACGGGCACUUUGAGAACCAUUGGUAUUGUGUACUACCUUCUGGAUCUCUGUGUAAAUUUGGGCGAUAUAGAGGGUUUCUGGUAAGCCGCUAGUGCUUUCAUAUGAUGGUGUCUGUAUUGCUUUAGACUUGUGAGUACAUGGCCGAAAAGGAGAUCCGCGACGUUUCAGCAAAGCAGGAGGAGUUGGACGCAUUGACCAAAAAGAAGGAAGAGUGUCUCAACAAUCUGAAGGCUCUGAUCGUUGAGGUGAGCUAAGUUAUGACAUCCGGUUUCUAUCCUUGUGCAUUCUUUUGAGUUGAAGCACACUGUAGCAGUUUGACCAGUUGUAACCGAGCUGUUGAGGCUAAGUAGCAAUCAUUUUUAAGAGAAGAACUAUGGAUGGCAUCGCAUUUAUUGACAUAACAACGAUCGCCUUAGCUCCUCCUUCCAUCCUCAUCACCAUUUUCGUCUAUGUAUACAUCAUGGUAGAUGGGCGCUCAUCGAUGAGGCUAUGGAACGUGCUAGUUCCGUUGUGUUCGGGGCUUCAAAUUAGAACCCCCAGGGGCAGUCGCAGAGCCACUAGUGGUAUAGGCAAACGAGGUUAUACUGACAGCGACAAAGCGGAGGGGAUGGUCACUUCUGGCUUGACAGCCGUCAUCGGCCAACCAUACCCAGCCCUAUGUGUGGGUCACCCGUGAUUCGAGCGGGGGAUCUUUGGUCACUGGGUGUGACACGCAAUCUUUGGGCCAGGGGCCCUUUGUCUUGUCGACUAUGAUCGAAAAUAUUGACUACGGUACAGUGCCACAAUCAAUGACCAAAGGUUCCGGGUUCGAAUCCCAGGCGAUCCACACCUGGGGUUGGAUAUAAUUGGCUGAUGAUGACUAACGAGCCAAAAAUGGUUAUUGCGUCUCCCUUGUCUUUGUCGGUAUCACCUCGUCUGAUUAUAUCACUAGUGGCUCUAUGACUGCCUGUGAGAGUUCUAGUUCGGACCCGAGACACAACGGCACCAGCACGUCCCGCAACCUGAUCGGUGAGCUCGCAUCUACCACAAUUAAUAUUCCCAAUCAGAACUGUCAGGACAACGGGCCUGUGACUGAACGACAUAGUGUCACGCCCAAUGACCAAAGAUCCCGGGAUCGAAUAUCGGGUGAUCUACAUCUGCAGUUGGAUGUGGCUGGCUGGUUACGGCUAACAAGUCAAAAAUGGCCUUCCCAGUCUCCUUUGUCCUUUUUGGUAUCACCUAUAUAUAUAUAUAUAUAUAUCAGAGGGGAGACGACAGAGUCUGGGGGUAGAUUGAUACAGCACUAUUUCGGGCUCGUUUGCCUUCAUUCAGCCAAUCCUAACCCUGACCACCAGCAGCUGCGACCAGAAACACAAACAUGCGCACAGACGCACCUGGCGCAGCUGGUCCACCACUGGGGUCUACCAGAUGGGUCAUAAGCACUUCAUCGAAACGAAGUUCAUCAGUGCUUCGCCACCUGCCAUUCUCUGUCGCUGCAGAUCGGGUAUUUAUUCACUCAGGAAUGGGCGCACACCGAUCCAUUGGCUUCCCGAAGCAAACAAGUUUGGUAUGGGCGAUAGGGGUCACGAACAGGCAACAACCACUACAUAUAUAUAUGCAGUAUGUUAUUACCGACAAAGGCAAGGGAGACUGGAAUAGCCAUUUCUGGCUUAUUAGCCGUCGUCAGCCAGUCAUACCCAACUCCGAAGUGUGAAACACCCGAGGCUCGAACUCGCGACCUGUUAGUUAGAGGUCCACGCCUCUACCCACCGGGUCACGAGCCCGUUGCCCCGUCUGUUUCGAUCGGGAAUAUACAAUGGUAGGGGAUGCUCACUGAUCAUUGUUAGGGAACUCACUCGUCCGGUGAGCGCCCCCUACCAUUGUAUAUUCCCGAUCGAAACAGACGGGGCAACGGGCUCGUGACCCGGUGGGUAGAGGCGUGGACUUCUAAACCAACAGGUCGCAAGUUCGAGGCUCGGGUGUUUCACACUUCGGGCUUGGGUAUGGCUGGCUGACGACGGUUAAUAAGCCAGAAAUGGCCAUUCCAGUCUCCCUUGCCUUUGUCGGUAAUAACAUUUUGCCUAUGCCAUGCGCCUCUAUGCGGCCGCUGAUGGGGCUCGAAAGACGGAGCGCCCAUAAGGCACAACGGGACAAGUGAUGUCCGUAAAAGCGAUCAGUGAGCGCCCCUCUGCCAUACUACAGUGAGCACACUGGCCAGCCAAUAUUAGUCAUGGACGAAAGAGUUGUCAUGCAAAUUUUAGUCAAAUUAAGGACGUUAAUGCUCAUCCAGCUUCCGAAUUAAGUAGAUUGAGAAUUAAUCCAAACGCCGGGAUACCAGUGUGGUCAGCUGAAAUGAGUCAACUAAUGACGCAGCGGUGCGUGUCAUUAACUUACAGUUAGUGACCUAACUCAUGAAAGGUGUCAAAAUGUACAAAUGAUUGUCAAUUACUGACAAACCGGCACCAUUUCAUGAUUCCAAUGUCUGUUAUUUAAGUACAGGCUUAAAAGAAUUAAAAACCUUUAAAAAAAUAAUGAAGGCAGUGUUGCGUUUUUUUGAAAUGCCAAUUUUUUAGAAAAGCUAAAUAUCCCGAAAACGUCAGAAAUGGAUCCAAUUUAGUAAACUUCGUUUUUAAAUGUAUAGAAUGUAUUCUCAUGCCGCAGACGUGAUAAAUAUGAAAGUAUAAAUGAAAUAACGUUUAAUAAUUAUGUUUCAGUGAAGUUUACAUCUAAAUGUCGUUUAAGAAUUAAUGUAAUUUCAUACAUGGCGGUUUCUCAACUGCCUACAUUCCGAGUGUAGAUCCCAAAACAGUUUUCCAGGCAUUCGUGUUAUCCUUGACCCGUUUGAGUUAAAUGAGACGGGGUUCAACAAGAGAAACUGGAUUUUGCUUGAUUUCACCGAUGGGGGCGUCAUAGGAACAAAAGUUUUCAUAAGGUGACAUGCUAUGAGGUCGGUCGGUGCCUAAUAAAUUUAAAUAGAACUGACAGGCGUGAUCGUAAACAUGCCAUUUUGUGUUUAUAGAAAGAAAUUUUCUUCCGUUAAAUUAAUUUACACUGUUCGUUCGUUUCGGAUUACGCUGAGUUUCAGAUCGGCCUCGAAAUGUUUCUGAAUACUUCAUGAUUUUCAGUGCUUUUACCCGAUCAUCCAUAAAGGCAGAUUCUGAAUUACCUGUCUGUUAGGAAAAUUAAAAUAAGAUUAUUCUUGAAGGCAUUUACCGAAUUGUGAGUGUUCGGGCGCUUCUUUUCAAGAAGAUGGUCGUUUGGGUCAUAUGUGAAGACUCGUUCAAACAUCAAACUUCAUUUUCAAGAAAACUGGCUGUCCACAACGAAAGUCAGCAACGAAUAUGCCUUCGAUCAAUCAUAAAACUUCCCUUUAUGAGUUACCUCUUUAAGUAGUGCUUUAUUACUGCACUUCGUUUACGGAUCUCUGUGUACCUUGCAUUUUUGCACGGUGAGGCCAAGUAAAAAUAUGACACUUUUGGCCGUACUUCCCAUAUCGGAAGUCGGAGAGGUGGCCUACGGGGCAGUUUCUGACCAGUCAAAGCGCCCAGGGCAGGCCAGAAACGCCUGAAGGUCAUGACACCGAUCGCCCAGUCAGCGAGUGACUUUCAAUAAAUCAAUUUUGGACCUCAAAGUUUGUCUUUCGGUAAACCAUAUUCUUCUCAUGUAGGGGGCGGGAGGGAGCGAACAAUCACCUAUUCCUACCAUAUCCCUAAAGGGUAGUCUGUGGUUACUCCAUCACUCUCUCGUCACUAAACCGGACCGCAUUUGCCCUUUCUGUGAAUGGUUAUCUAACAAAAAAUGCCUUUUCUUUCGGUCAGUACGAACAUGUUGAGAGGACUGUACUCGCGGACAGACGGGCGAAAGAAAAGAAACGAAAGGCAGAAGAAAGGGCACAAAAGAUGCUGGAUUCCGCUCAGAUGGUAAGUUCACUUUCGGGCAGUUUUGGAAGGGGUUCAUUGGCCACUCCGGAGCGGGGCGCUUUGUUUGAAUCAAGCAAAGAGCAGAUCGCAACGUUUGGCCGCACUCCUCAAGCCAGGCGAGUGAAAGUUCAGUGGGUCUGGGGGCCAAGUGAGCAGUGCUCAGACACUCCUAGCGGGCUUGAUUUCUAUUCGAGCAGGUGUAGCAAUCUGACCGUCAUUACUGGCUAUGUCUACCGUGUGCCCCACAGCAGGGUAGGAGUAAGGACGGCGACCUAUGUGUAGUGUACCGACUUUCGAAUAGAAAGACCUCGGUGUAAAUGGUGUAUGUGUGUCCGGAUAAAGUAGUUGCGUGUGCCUUUCCAGAGUCUUUGAAUGCCGGAACAAACUCGAUCAUAGUUUGUUGAAAUUACGCGCAGAAAAGCUCAUUUUUGUGCUCAUUCAGUGGAAAAUCAACAUUUAUCAAAGCUGAGGGAACAGAGACUUUCGGUUUGUAGAACACACAUAGAUAUGAACAAUUUUAGUAGCCUCACAGAGUGUACACUGUGAUCCAUAUUUGUUGCAAUAUCCUGUGGGAACCAAAAGACCUCUUUGGAUGGCUGCGUUGAUUUGUGCUGUUUUGCUUCACGUAAACCACAGAGCAUGUAGUUUUUAAGCCUUAAGGGCAAGUGAACAAGCAAGUGGUUUUUCAAAAUGCAUAGGUGAGAGUGAACUUUUGUAAACCGAGAUUGUCCUUUCCCAAAAAUAUCGCAUUUUAGGAAAGGAGUAAUGUACCAGGGGUGUUGGAAAGAAUAUUCUGCACACCUUUUCUAUAAAAUUAGAUUCACUCUAUAUAGCCCCUGGGACUCGGCCUAAAAACUCGGAGCAGUUCGGGUGAAUGCCGCUACGAGUAGUGUUAGUAGCAGUAGCGACGGCGGUAGUAGCAGCAGUAUCAGUCGUGACGGCAAUAAUAAUAGUAGUAGUAUAAUUAAUGGCAGUAGUAGUAGUAGUAGUAGUAGAAGUAGUAGUAGUAGUAGUAGUAGUAGUAGUAGCAGUAGUAGUAGUAGUGCUAGUAGUAGUAGUGGUGGUGGUAGUAGUAGUUGUUGUUGUUGUUGUUGUUGUUGUAGUUGUAGUAGUAGUUGUAGUAGUAGUAGUAGUAGUAGUAGAAGUGGUGGUAGUAGUAGUAGUAGUAGUAGUAGUAGUAGUAGUGGUAGUAGUAGUAGUAGUAGUAGUAGUAGUAGUAGUAGUAUGACUGGUUGCGAUACUGGUAAUAAUAAUAAUAAUGACAGUGGUGGUAAUUUGUUCUUGCCUCGUAGGCGAGUAAUAUUUACGUGCAUAGAUAUGUAUUGGGGAUAGACAUCCCACGAAAUAUAAUUAGAAGGAAAUGAGUUUUUUCGGGGACUUAACAAACUUUAUUUCGUAAAUUUUCGACGCUAGUUCCCCAGGCCAUCGUCAGACGUGCGUUGUGAAAAACGGCUAAAACUUAAACAUGCUCGAAAAAGUCGAUAUUACUUUGAAAUUGCUGCCAAUAAGUAGAUACUGCGGGCUGACAUCAUGCGUGGAUUGGCUAUCGCCUUUCCCCAUUUUUCUUUGAGAUUUGUACAUAGGGCAUCUAAAUUAAUGUGCCGAAUGAUGCAUGCAUCAUCUGAAUGUACAGUCUCCAGAGAUUUUUGACCUUUCUUAAUGUUCAGAAACUGACAGUGCUCAUUUUAUCCUAAUUAAAUUUGUGCCCAUUUUCUAGCAUAUGCCUGACGACUUGGGAUAGAUGGUCUCAUCAGUUGGCGUUCAUGUAGGCAUGUAGAAGAUGAUUUUCCAGUUUAACCACAAUACACCGUAUUGUAGCUGUCACAUGUAUCCUUGUAAGUGACUUCUUUUUUUAUCCGAACAGCCAACCCUAUCCUUCGAGUGUACAAGCCGGUUGGGUAGUCCAGUCGACGGUUUGUGCGCCACUUGUAUUUGGUUCUUCCUUAGGUGUCUUUUAACGAGUCCGGACAUAUUUUUAGUGUAAGGAAGUGUUCGUCCGUUUUUGGUUUGGGCGUCUGAUCGGAAAAACCCAGUUCCCCGUCUUUUUCUUUUGAUUCCUGAUGCUUCACGCAUCGGCGUGUGAAAUCUCUAGGGCGGCUGUUUCGGGAAAACAGGCUAGACAAAUAAUUAGGAUUUAUUUUAUGACCUCCGUCCUCAGAACAGUGUGUCUUUCCUCGAUAUACGCAUAUACAUAUAAGUAUGAACAUUGUAUUUCUGAAACUGUUUUUGCAGAUUCAAAACUGGUGGCGAACGAUGAUUGUUAUUCAUGACAUUAAACUGAAGAAGAAGCGACGGAAGGAUACCACCAAGGCUAAAAAGUCGACAAAGAAAUGA
This is a messenger RNA of Spirometra erinaceieuropaei, 13248 nucleotides long. Lineage: Eukaryota; Metazoa; Platyhelminthes; Cestoda; Diphyllobothriidea; Diphyllobothriidae. The record is from the annotation of a GenBank genome assembly.